Molecule: messenger RNA, 2361 nt
Organism: Cyclocybe aegerita
Lineage: Eukaryota; Fungi; Basidiomycota; Agaricomycetes; Agaricales; Hemipholiotaceae
Source: the annotation of a GenBank genome assembly
AUGCCCCGAGAGCACAGGAAACGAGGCAAGAAGCACAAGAAGCAACCUCAAGAAGAUCAAAUCUACAACCACGAAGAGGAACAGGAUCUCGAGCCAGAACCUCUGCAGCAGGAACCCAGCGAACCUUCCUGGAUCGUCUCCUCUUCCAGAACCCAGCAGGAAGAAAUCAACCGUGAAGCGCCUUUCGGAUACGUCGAUGUCGAUGUGAAGACAUAUUUCAGGACGGUGGAUGUUCAAAUACGGGACUGGCAAGAUAGCCAAGACGAAGUUGCAGAGGAGGAUGUCGAUCCUAAUGAACAAAAGCGCUUAUUCUUUGUUGCCGCCUUGAAUGAGAUGCUGGGCAAAGAAAAACAGCUCGCAACAGAUCCAGAGUGCUCAGUUAUUUUGGAACGAAUGACUUAUUCUAUGGAUGACUUCGUCCGAAGGGUUUUCUUCGACACUUUGGCGGGUUCCUACGAACAACUCGCGCGACACAGAUUUGCAUCUCAUGUUUGUCAAACUCUGCUAACCGUCGCCCGAGACACCAUUGCGAGAGAGACCAAAGGGAUCAUGCCCGCUGUUGAGGACUCCCCGGACAAAGGCGAACUUCGUUCACUAACUCAUCUCGUGUUAGACUUCUGCGAGGAACUCCUUCCGAACUUCCCAACCCUUGUCUUAGAUCCCUUCGCAUCUCACGUUGUCAGGAGCUUGCUCUUGCUGCUAUCACCAAAUCUUGCCGCCUUGGAGAAUACACAAUCGGCCGUUCGGUCGAAGAAAAGUUCGACAUGGAAGGAGAAGCAAGGCCAGAUGAAGUCUGUGUUUGUUGAUGAUAAGGGCAAGGGAAAACUGCAGGAGACUGUCUCUAAGAACUGUCCUCCAGAGUUCACAAAGAUGGCCAGACGCCUCGUUGAGGCCGUCACUACAGAACUCGAUGACAAUGAUACCCGUGCGAUGGCCGCGAACCGAGUUGCUUGUCCUGGGUUGAAGCUGUUAUUGGAGGUCGAAGCUGAUCAAGGCAUGUCCAGUGAACCCGGCUCUUUGAUGGACCGGGUGACUGUGGGUGUCGUCUCAUCAUGUCGCAAUGGGGAUUCUUCCAACGUUGAGGAAUCCGACUACCUCGGCAUGCUUCUGCGCGAUGUGAAUUCGUCUCAUGUUCUAGAAACAGUUGUUUCUCGCUGUCCGGAUGAUGUUUUCAACGUUUUAUGGAGAGUCUAUUUCACGGGAAAGCUUCCUCGACUUGCAAAUCACCCCGUAGGCAACUUCGUGCUCGCAAAAGCCGUUGAAAGGGUGUCGGAGGAACAGUUGUCCGAAGUCUUCCAAGAGUUGGAAGGUGUAUGGGGGAAAUCGAUCCGGACUGCGAGGACCGGUGUAUUGCGGUCUGUGGUCGACAGAACUGCCUCUUUCCCUGCUUUGGGACGGUCGUUGUCGGAGGCGGUUUCAUCAGCCUUCGACAUCGGCGCCUCAGAAAAUAAGCAAUUGCUCGCCUCAUGCAUCCUCACCCUCCACACCCUCCCAGAUUAUCAAGCCGCAAUUGCGAGCAAAACUUGCGAAGAACCUAACCCACCUCCAUCUUCUCAUCAUGGAAGGCGGCACACGCAAACUACCUCACACCCACUCGAACAAAAGGUGCAAGGUAGCUUAUUGCUUCAAUCUUUGCUCAGACUCCCGGAACCAAAUAAUCAAUUCAUAAUCGACAGUAUCCUUUCGCUACCAGUUGAAGAGCGUAUCAAGAUUGCCCACAACGCUGCUGGUUCUCGUAUAUACGACGUCCUGCUUGAUGCGCCCACGGUACCAGCGAAGACAAAACGACAAUUUAUAAUGGACUUCAUCGGCCACUACCACCUGCUCGUAGACGACAAGCUAGGAAGCCGAGUAGGCGAUCGGUGUUGGACAUUUUCUGAUACUUAUCUUAAAGAAAAAAUCGCUCGGUCUCUCAUUUCGAACGAACAAGAUCUUGCAGCAUCUUUCUUUGGCAAAUUUUUCGCGCGAAACCUGAAUUUAUACCUGCUGCAAAGGCGCCCUGACGAAUGGCGGAACAUGCAGUCGGAAAAGAAGCGAGUCUCUGAACCAGAUCUUUCUAAACUAUGGCCUACGCAAAGUGGAGCUUCGUUGACACCCCUUGAAGAAUCACCCGCGCUGUUAGAUAACGACAAGAAGCGGAAACGCAAGUCGCGGCCUAGGGACGAGAUUGAUGAACUUUUCAGCUCUGCGCUGGGCAAGAGGUCGAAGAAGGCGGCUCUUGCUGAUGUACCGCUCACUCGUGCUGCCAUCACAAAGCCAUCGAAAUCGAAGGACGAGCCGACGGAUAACAGCCUAGAGCAGGUUAUUGGUGCCAUCCGAUCUGCACCGAAAUCUGACUUCCACCAGAAGAAGAGACGGUAG